Symbiodinium natans is the source of this 1353-nucleotide messenger RNA. The record is from the annotation of a GenBank genome assembly. NCBI's taxonomy places the organism in Eukaryota, Dinophyceae, Suessiales, Symbiodiniaceae.
AUGGGUUUGAGCCACAUGCCGGCCUGCGAGAGCGUGGCUCGCCCCGAGCCCGAGAUGGCGAACCCGAAGGGAUCCUUUGCGGUCAAGGACCUGAAGAAGCCAGCAUCCAAACCACGGAUCGACUGCAUUGAUGGAUGCCGCUUUGCCCUGGUUCUGCCAAUCAUCAUUGGGCACUUCAUCCGCUUCGGAACCUCCAACAAGUGGCUUCUCAAACUUCUGACCCAGGAGAACGUCCUGGUGGGCGGCUUCUUCAGCAUCUCCGGUUAUGUGAUGGCCUACGUAGCCACAAACGUGGGUGAGCGAAGCGCCAAUAUGCAGAAGUUGAAGCAGCCGGAGCUCUUCUUCUGGCAGAAGGUGAUGGGCUACUAUCCUCUGCACUUCGUGGUCUCAUCAGCCUUUGCGCCAAUGUUCAUCUUGAUCGACAGGUGGAUGAAGAACUCUUGGAAGACGACGUCGCUGCAUGCCUUCUUCAACUACUUCCUGUUGCAGGCCUGGUUCCCCUCCGCCGCGGAGAUCUGGAACCCUCCCACUUGGUUCCUUUCGGCUUUGACCUUCGCGAAUCUUACGAUGCCCACCUUCGUGCUUCCGCAGGUGUCGCGGCUGAGCAAAGAUGGGCUCAGCAAACUCUAUGCCGGACUCUGUGGGGUGUCGCUUCUGCAGAAGCUGUCGUAUUCUCAGGCCUGGAAGUUUUAUUGCUGCGGUGGAUACAAGGAGAAGCCCACUCAUCCUUACCUCUGGAACGUCACGCGCUUCCAUCCUUUCUCUGCCUUGGUCGAGAUCACGGAAGGCGUUGUGGCCGCACGAAAUGUCAUGCUCGAUGAGGGGCGCCGGCCGCAAAAUCCACUCUGGCUCUUUCUUGCAAGCUACGCCACUCUGGCAUUGAGGCUGACUUCAUUGAACCUCAAUGAUGCCAUGAUCCGGUCACUGCUGUUUAUGCCGCUCUACACCAAGUUCCUGAUGACCAUGCACAGGGACUGCAUGAGCGAGCAGCCCCAUUGCCUCACCCGCUUCUUCGGCUCGAGGACGAUGGCCUGGUUGGGCUCCCUCGCCUUCCCGAUGUUCAUCGUCCACGGACCUGUGGGGCAGAUAUUCUACAAGAAGACCAUUGCCACGAAGCUCUGGGGCCGUGUGAUGCCUAAGCCGUUCUUCCCGAUCUACUUGAUGAUUGUCAUGGCCGUGGCCCACCUCUUGAAUGAGGGCUUCGUAAAGAACAAGGCGGUGCAGCGCCUGAGCGCCCGCUUGGCGCAGUUCCUUGCAGAUCGGACACACGGCAUGCUCCAGGACCUUCAUCGACGCUCCCGCAGCUUUGGCAGCCUUGGCAGCUUUAGCAGCCUGAAGGAUGCCCAUGCGUGA